AAGCAGAUUGAUAGGGAUGUUUCCAUCAUGGCGGCAUCCAUUUCAGGUUAUACUUUUAGUUCUGUGUGUUAUCACAGCGCCAACAGCAACUCAGACCAUGAGGGCUUCCUAUUAGGAGAUGUAAGGCAAGAAGAGACUGUCAGCAUCAGUGACACACAGAUCAGCAGUGCAGAGUUGCUCCAGGUAGUAGAAAUCCAUAACCAUGAUCCUUGUGCACAAUUAUUUAGCUUUUAUAACUACGCAGGCAAACUCAAUGAAGAAAAUCUCAACAGCAUUCUUAAAGAUAGGCGGAAAAACGUCAUUGGUUGGUACCGGUUCCGGAGGAACACGCAGCAGCAGAUGUCGUUCAGGGAACAGAUCAUCCACAAACAGCUGACUCAGCUGCUUGGUGUGCCCGACCUUGUCUUCCUUCUUUUCAGCUUCAUCUCUACUGCCAACAGCUCCACGCACGCACUGGAGUACGUGCUCUUCAGACCUAACCGCAGUAGGUAUAACCAGAGGAUCACCCUCACAAUCCCAAAUCUUGGCAACACAAGCCAGCAAGAAUACAAAGUGUCCUCAGUGCCCAACACCUCACUCAACUACACCCAGGUCAUCAAAGAGCAUGGGGCUGAAUUCUUUGACAAAGAUGGUGUGAUGAAGGAUAUCCGAACAAUAUUCCAAGUCUACAGUGCACUACAAGAUAAAGUGCAGGCUGUGUGUGGGGAGGUAGAACAAAGUGAACGUGUGAAGGAGAAAAUUCAAGAGGAUGUGAACAAACUCAAACAACAAAUUGCUCUCAGGAAACGCAAGACUGCAGAAGAGGAGAGAAAGCUCCGUGAGGCCCAAAAUGCAGACUCCCAUCCCACUCCAGAGGAGAACACAGAACCUUCUGAGGCUUCCUCUCUUUCCAGAAUAACCUUCCACGCACCCUCUGCUCCGGAGAGGCCCAGUACCUCACCUAACCCACCAUCUUAUUCUGACCUCUUGUCCCAGGAUGACUCUCUGCUCUCCUCUUCCUCCCCACCCACCAGUGCUGCUCUACUGCCCAGGCCCCAAGCUGUGGGCUCUCCAGGACACCCUACCCCUGGCCCCAUGGGGAUGGGCCUGGGCCUCGGGCUUGGACUGGGCCUCAGCGCCAGCUCUAAUCCUGUUACCACUCCCAGCACCCCGUACCUUGGCAAUGGUGACGGAUCAAGCUCUGACUCGUUAGACAGACAAGCUGCAGGGCAGGAAGACGACGAAGACGAUGAGGAUGAAGACGAAGAUGAGGACAGUAGCGAAUAUGAGAACUUAGUGAGUGAAGCAGGUCAUCUGCCAAUGGUGUCUGCCAGCGUUUUAGCACAAGGCCGACCAGCUGCGCUCAGUCCGGAUGGGGACGCUCGUGGCUCACAGACCACAUAGAAACAUGCCACAGGGUGUGUUAGGGACACAAAUAAGUGACGCACCUUGAGGGCUGGGCAUCUCAAGCAAUCAAAGAUAGACAAAUAUAGACAAAAGAAGUGCCAGUCCUGAAAGUGAAAGGCAUGCACAGGUGGUGUCCCGCUGUGAGUGUUUCUUGUCUUAGUCUGAUCUCCAUUUUAAGGGGAUAGUUUGCUAGGCUUUGCAGGCUUAAAAGGUGUGUAUUGUCUCACUGGGCGCAAAAGUCGUCUGUUUUUUUUCCUUUUGGAAUGGGGUCAGUCUGGGUACUUCAGUGUGGAUGUUUAGGCUUCCUUAAAGACGGGCCCUGCUCCAUGCUUUCUGUAUCUUUUUGUUUCACAUUUGCAUCACCAACUCUUGAGCACCCACUCUUGCAUUACCUCUUGCACUAUUUGUUUUGCCUUCUUUAAACAAACCAUCUAAGAAAAGCAAAGGGAGAAUAUUCUGCGGCCUUCAAAAUUUUUUUAUUAGAAGUAGGCAAAUGGUUAAACUUAUUUUUUAAUUUGAAAAAAAAAAGAUCUAUAUGUUACUAGAGUUCUGUUAACAUGCACAUUUCUCUCAUUUGAUUUAGGAAUAAUUAGAUCUUUUUCAUGUUCCACAGUCUUUAAUUAAUCAUGCAGUUGCCUAUUUAAAUGAUGAAGAAUAGAUUUCAAACAAAAUUUACUCUGCCACUUCUAUAAUGGGUGCUUUAUAUAUACAUAUAUAUAUAUAUAUAUAUUUUGUCAGAUUAAUAGUUAAUCUAAUUUGAUUGACAAGAAUGUCAAUGUCUUGUUCCUCUUGGUUAACACUGAAAUUGUAUGCGCUUUGCUGCACUUAAAAAAAAGAAGUAAGAUUUCUUUAUAAUUGUGCUAUACCAAUGCUGUCAUGUUGUGCCACUUGAGUAGUCUUCUUCGACCACCCUGAGCCAAACACAGCUCAGCUUUUGUGUGUUGUACGAGGCUCACAGGGCAAACACAAUGUACUGUAGCUUUACUAACCAGAUGCUUAAGGUUCCCUUCUGCUGCUGCAACACAGAGAGCUACCACUUUUAAAAAAAAUUGCAUCUGUCUGUUCUUCUUCAUAUAAAAACCUGGCUGCUACUUCCACUUCACAGUGCUGGUUGUCUCCAAUACUACUGACCGUGAUCAUAUAACCACUUUAAGCUCACUUCUCACUGACUUGUUCUCUAUUAAAGUCAUAAUGGAAGGCUGACACCCCCUGUUUUGUGUGAAUUGUAACCUUGGGAACAGAGCAUGAGUGAUCACCUUCCUGUCUUGGCAUUAUCCACAUCAUGUAUUAUGACCUGGUUGGGUCAGUGUUACGUGUAUGGACCUGUAUUAUGUGAUGAAAACAUCAUGACCUUGCUUCAGUAUACAGUGCCUUCCACUCGGGGCAGUUUCUGUCUGCACACAUUCACCAAUCUCUCCUGAAGGGUAAAUUCUAACAAACUGUUGUUUUCGUAAUAAUCGACUUCGAGCUUUUAUUUAUUUAUUUUUCUUUAGUCCUAGAGGUAUAUGCCUCCAUUUCCAUGAUGUGGUGUUUUGUCAAUCUAAAACAAUCCUCACUGCUUCCUGAUGCUCUUUUUCCUUUUUUCCCCCCUUUCACUGACUACUUCUGAGUGGAUCUGCAUCUCAUGGUUGCAGCUGUGAUUUGCUUUAUUAUCUGAAACUGGAAUUAUACAUGUAAAGUCAGGGGGAAUCUGCAUAUUAACUCAUACUUCCUGCAAUGCAGAGGUAAUAUGAUGAGCAUGACUAACAUGCAGAUGACUUUUUUUCCGGCCCAUGACAACUGAGUAACAAGGUAUGGAUCGAUUGGGUGCUGGAUGUAGGACACCCUCCUUGCAUGAACGGUUCAAUUCUAGACACUAUUAUAUUCAGCAUGGAGAGACAUUUGCACUGCACACAAAGGACGUCUGACAGCGAGCAGCAGGUUACACUGACAAAUGACAUGAAUUUUGUGGUGGGAGAAGCUUUGCCUUGUGAACAAGCUCCGCUUUAUUUACACAGCCUGUUUGUAUGUCAUGGUUUUUUGCCUCAUUUAAUUUGCCCUGACGUGUAAUGCCAAUGCAUCACUUAUCGGGAACUGGCACUCAAAAUGUUACUUAAUAAUCACCCAAAGUAACACAAUCACACAAUGUUAAAAGAAAAUGAUGAAUCAAUUUCUUAGGAAUAUGGUUUCCUUUGAGUACUGGAAUAUAAGAAAAUAUAUAAUGAAUGUAUAGUAGACAAGGGAGGGGGUAGCAUUUUAACAGCACUUACUGUAUAAGCUUGUCCCAGUUGAGUGUUGUGGUGGUAUAGAGCAGCAAUUCUCAAUGUUGGUCCUCACUCUUAAUCCUCAACCUCAGUCCUUCGAUGAUUGCUUUUUACAUUUUUUCUUUCUGGCAUCCCCAUGUGUAAGCCUGACUUGAUGGCCAGAAUGAAAACCGGCAGGGCUCUGGUGUCGAGGGCUGCGAGUAUAAAGUGUGAGAGGACUAACAUUGUUAGGAUCCUAUACCUUUCAAGUUCCAACAAAUAUACACUUGUGUACUCUUACUGUAUGGGGUGACUCUUCCCUGAGUGGGCCAUUGCAACAUCAACACCUCCCUGAAAGCACAAAGUCCAGUGCACAGCUUCGAACUUCUCAGCUUUUAUCUGGAUAUGUGAACUUGACAAAAGUAGACCAAGGACUUGCUUGAACGAGCACAGAGAAUAUGGUUCCUAAAGUGGGGGAUAAUAAAUCAGACAUGCAUAUGUGA
Messenger RNA from Centropristis striata (black sea bass), 4111 nucleotides. It is a transcript of the gene abraxas2, whose product is annotated as abraxas 2, BRISC complex subunit. Gene Ontology annotation, cellular component: nucleus. The record is from RefSeq and is a predicted model, not a curated record. The transcript has 9 exons. NCBI's taxonomy places the organism in Eukaryota, Metazoa, Chordata, Actinopteri, Perciformes, Serranidae. Gene Ontology annotation, biological process: attachment of spindle microtubules to kinetochore; protein K63-linked deubiquitination; mitotic spindle assembly. Gene Ontology annotation, molecular function: polyubiquitin modification-dependent protein binding; microtubule binding. Bases 28 to 1383 code for a protein of 451 amino acids.